Molecule: messenger RNA, 1036 nt
Organism: Sorex fumeus (smoky shrew)
Lineage: Eukaryota; Metazoa; Chordata; Mammalia; Eulipotyphla; Soricidae
Gene: STX11
Product: syntaxin 11
Exons: 2
Coding region: 145-1008 (287 amino acids)
Biological process (GO): intracellular protein transport; synaptic vesicle fusion to presynaptic active zone membrane; exocytosis
Cellular component (GO): synaptic vesicle; SNARE complex; plasma membrane
Molecular function (GO): SNAP receptor activity; SNARE binding
Source: RefSeq, a predicted model, not a curated record
GGGUGGCCCGGCGCGUCCAGAUGCGGCGGCGGCGGCGCGGAGCUCGGGCGGGCGGCGGCGGCGGCGGGAGGCGCCGGGAGACGCGCGACAGGUGUCCCACCCCUCCCGGCGCCGGAGCGGGGACUCGCCGGCUCUCACGGCAAAAUGAAGGACCGGCUGCCCGAGCUCCUGGAGCUGAGCCGGCACUAUGACCUGCAGUAUCCAGACGAGGACGAUGCUUUCGACUCGGCCCACGAGGACAUCGUGUUCGAGACCGACCACCUCCUGGAGUCCCUGUACCGCGACAUCCAGGAACUGCAGGUGGAAAACCAGCAGCUGCUGGCCGACGUGAAGCGCCUGGGCAAGCAGAACGUCCGCUUCCUCACGUCCAUGCGGCGCCUGAGCAGCAUCAAGCGGGACACCAACUCCAUCGCCAAGGACAUCAAGGCCCGCGGCGAGGGCAUCCACCGCAAGCUGCGGGCCAUGAAGGCGCUGAGCGAGACGGCCGAGGCCCAGCACGGCGCGCACUCGGCGGUGGCGCGCAUCGCCAGCGCGCAGUACAGCGCGCUCACCCGCGCCUUCCAGCGCGCUAUGCACGAGUACAACCAGGCCGAGAUGAAGCAGCGCCACAAUUGCAAGCUCCGCAUCCAGCGCCAGCUGGAGAUCAUGGGCCGGGACGUGUCCGGGGAGCAGAUCGAGGACAUGUUCGAGCAGGGCAAGUGGGACGUGUUCUCCGAGAACCUGCUGGCCGACGUCAAGGGCGCACGCGCGGCGCUCAGCGAGCUCGAGAGCCGCCACCGGGAGCUCGUGCGCCUGGAGAGUCGCAUCCGCGACGUGCACGAGCUCUUCCUGCAGAUGGCCGUGCUCGUGGAGGAGCAGGCCGACACCCUCAACGUCAUCGAGCUCAACGUGGAGAAGACCCUGGACUACACGGGCCAGGCCAAGGCGCACGUGCGCAAGGCCGUGCAGUACAAGAAGAAGAACCCUUGCCGGACCAUCUGUUGCUUCUGCUGCCCCUGUGUCAACUAGCUGGAGGCGUCGGGGGUCUACCCGCGCA